AUGAAUACUAAGCAGUUCGUUGCUCUUAUCAAUGAUGUUGGACAGGCUGCCACACUUUGCGGCUUCGCUCUACGAUACAUCAACAUCUUCUUCUGUCCUGCAUUCGUCACCUUGCCUCUCAGUCCUUCCAUAAGUGGUGUGGAGGUUGCGAAAAUCAUAGCCGUCUUCAGUCAGUGCUCUCCACAUCCUUCUGUCUCAUUCCUAACUUCCCGCANNGUCAUCGGAUAUGUUGUAGUUUUUGCUUUUACAGCAUAUAUGGUCCGAGGUCUUCAGCUUGUUCUCGGCACAUCCAAACGCGCAAUGACAGAAAGUGCUGAAGAACUUGGGCGUCAAGACGACAACAUUCCACUAACACAGACGAGGCAUGAUUCAAACGCCAGUGAAGUGCCUACCAUCCAAUCCAUUUCAACUCAGACUGGCUCGGGCGAGACAUCUACGCCCUCUCCUCCGAAUGGAAUUGCCGAUAUCCAAGCACCUUCCAAGGCCAUGGAUCCUAAUUCGGUGACUGGCACCGGGNGACCCCCUGUGGCCACCAACGCUACGAGCUCCUCAAUCAUUCCUGCUUCUGUUCGUCACAAUGCUGCGCCUCUAACCCGCCCUCAGCGCUAUGCUGCCUUCGUCAGUGUCAACUUCGACAUGCUCACAUAUGGAGCUCUGUUCCUCUUCGUGGGUAUACCCAUUUACUACGGCCUAGGCUAUGCUAUGCCGGCUCAACUCUCUCUCAACGUUGUCUUCUACUUCGCCGCUCUUCGGUUGCCACCCACGUACAGGACGUAUCUGCAUCCUGUCUUGGUCUCCUCGGCUUUCACUAUCCUUGGCAUAUGGAUUCUCGCGUUGAUUCGACAGAACACUCUCAGAGAUGGAUUGCUUUCAUACACUACAAACACAAAAUACACGCAGCUCUGGGACGACAACCAAGGUCUGAAGCCUCCAGGAGCAGGGGACGUGUUUGGCAGCGUUCUCGAUGUUUCGAUCGUGGCCCUGAGUCUCCCUAUGUACAGGUACAGGAAUGAGUUGAAGGCUCGAUUCAUGACUAUCAUCGUUCCCAACGUGGUUGUCUCUAUCGGAUCGCUGUUCGCAUACCCGAUAUUCUGUUACCACAUCGGGAUCACUGCACCGCGUGGUCUUGCUUUUGCAUCUCGAAGUUUGACACUUGCUCUGGCAACGCCAGCAACCAAGAAUUUGGGUGGUGAUCCUUUUACCAUUGCACCUCUGUGCAUCUUCAGUGGCAUUGCGGGGGUCAUCGUAGGUCCAAUUGGCCUGGACCUGCUCAGGAUCCCAAAAGAUGAUUACAUCACGCGUGGUAUCACAUUGGGCGCCAACUCGUCUGCUGUAGCGACAGCACUGCUUUUAACCACUGAUCCUCGAGCGGCAGCUUUCUCAAGUCUUAGCAUGGGGCUAUUGGGUACGAUAACCGUAGCUGUUACCAGUGUGCCACCACUCGUCCACAUAAUCCGAGGUUUGGUAGGUAUG
Messenger RNA from Aureobasidium uvarum, 1473 nucleotides. NCBI's taxonomy places the organism in Eukaryota, Fungi, Ascomycota, Dothideomycetes, Dothideales, Saccotheciaceae. The record is from the annotation of a GenBank genome assembly.